Messenger RNA from Hydractinia symbiolongicarpus, 3404 nucleotides. Its product is annotated as histone H1-delta-like. Gene Ontology annotation, molecular function: nucleosomal DNA binding; double-stranded DNA binding; structural constituent of chromatin. The transcript has 2 exons. Lineage: Eukaryota; Metazoa; Cnidaria; Hydrozoa; Anthoathecata; Hydractiniidae. Gene Ontology annotation, cellular component: nucleosome; nucleus. Gene Ontology annotation, biological process: chromosome condensation; nucleosome assembly; negative regulation of DNA recombination. The record is from RefSeq and is a predicted model, not a curated record. Bases 2711 to 3262 code for a protein of 183 amino acids.
UUCGGCUGCAUGGUCUACUGUGUAACGCGCGCGCACGUUCUGGCGUAAUGCGUUGAUAAACGGAAUGUACGCAGACAUAUUGGAAAGUAAUAUCACGCACUUAGUAUCGUCGCCUUUGUUAGCAUUCAUGUAAGUUACCAUCCACUCGCUACAGUCGCUCUCCAUCCUACGGCUAAAUCAACAGCCGUGAUUUUUACUAUGUCGCCGUCCAUCCGUACGCGGUGACAGUUGUAAGCUUUACAGUAACGUGACAUGCUCCACAAGCAGUUACGGUGUGUGGACGAUGCCUAUCAUGGCAACGCUUGUUCUUUAUCGCUUCUCGGCCUAAUGGCUAAGAUCAAGUGUAGUAUCUGUUCUUAUCAGUUUAAUAUCUGGUAGGCCAUUCUCUGAAUGGUCAGUAUAUUAAUCUGAUUUUUGGCCUUGGGUCAUGGAGGUGGAUUCAUUCACGCCGUGACCACGGGUUGCCUUGGUGUUGCACUAUUACCGAUGGCGGCCCACAUAAGCAAUAAAAGAAUAAUAGCAGUCCUCUUUCCGACGGCACUCUGCAUAGUCUACGGCGGGAACAAAACGCGUACACUGGGGGAGAAUACAGCCUAUGCCCCGCGACACGGCAGUUUAUAACACACUCAAGCCACAAGCAUUAACAAACUUUGAAGGGUACCCUCAUGCUACGGUGCAGUUCCAACUCAUACUUACCUGACGGGGAAGUAAAGACUGAUCAAUGAGGGUUUUCUUCCAGAGUGAGGCUCUUGCAUUGCACUACGCUUGGGCUGACCUCUGCGAUUACUGCAAACGUCAGUAACUCGACCGUACAAUUUCUGGUAGUGGGGGCCUGCGUCCGCGCUCGCCCCCUCCUUAAGUCAAAAUGAAUGAGCUUAGAAAAGUUGCGCGGCCAAAUGUCGGUGGUGACUUAAACGCUAAGGUAAAACCUCGCUUGGCUGUUACGAAACGUGAUUGCGAUAUAAGUCCUCGGAAGGCGGCGGAAUUUUAUUUUAUUUGCCAUUCCGUCAGGUUUAUUGCCGAUCAUCCAAUAACCCUGACGGAAUGGCAAAUAAAAUAAAAUUCCGCCGCCUUCCGAGGACUUAUAUCGCAAUCACGUUUCGUAACAGCCAAGCGAGGUUUUACCUUAGCGUUUAAGUCACCACCGACAUUUGGCCGCGCAACUUUUCUAAGCUCAUUCAUUUUGAAUUAAGGAGGGGGCGAGCGCGGACGCAGGCCCCCACUACCAGAAAUUGUACGGUCGAGUUACUGACGUUUGCAGUAAUCGCAGAGGUCAGCCCAAGCGUAGUGCAAUGCAAGAGCCUCACUCUGGAAGAAAACCCUCAUUGAUCAGUCUUUACUUCCCCGUCAGGUAAGUAUGAGUUGGAACUGCACCGUAGCAUGAGGGUACCCUUCAAAGUUUGUUAAUGCUUGUGGCUUGAGUGUGUUAUAAACUGCCGUGUCGCGGGGCAUAGGCUGUAUUCUCCCCCAGUGUACGCGUUUUGUUCCCGCCGUAGACUAUGCAGAGUGCCGUCGGAAAGAGGACUGCUAUUAUUCUUUUAUUGCUUAUGUGGGCCGCCAUCGGUAAUAGUGCAACACCAAGGCAACCCGUGGUCACGGCGUGAAUGAAUCCACCUCCAUGACCCAAGGCCAAAAAUCAGAUUAAUAUACUGACCAUUCAGAGAAUGGCCUACCAGAUAUUAAACUGAUAAGAACAGAUACUACACUUGAUCUUAGCCAUUAGGCCGAGAAGCGAUAAAGAACAAGCGUUGCCAUGAUAGGCAUCGUCCACACACCGUAACUGCUUGUGGAGCAUGUCACGUUACUGUAAAGCUUACAACUGUCACCGCGUACGGAUGGACGGCGACAUAGUAAAAAUCACGGCUGUUGAUUUAGCCGUAGGAUGGAGAGCGACUGUAGCGAGUGGAUGGUAACUUACAUGAAUGCUAACAAAGGCGACGAUACUAAGUGCGUGAUAUUACUUUCCAAUAUGACUGCGUACAUUCCGUUUAUCAACGCAUUACGCCAGAACGUGCGCGCGCGUUACACAGUAGACCAUGCAGCCGAAAUGCGACAGUGCGACCCUGCCAGGAGUCGAACCUGGAAUCCCCUGAUUCGUAGUCAGAUGCCUUAUCCAUUGGGCCACAGGGCGAUGCUUAUGACUUCGCCCCAUCGUUAUUUUGGCUUGCGCAUUCGUUUUACUUACGACAGAAUUCUUCGUGUUUGUAGCCAUGAAAGAAAGGGACUUCUGUGAGUGAAUUUUUUUACUGUGGUCUAAUAAAAAAGUCGAAACGCAGUGCCCAAUAUAUGAAUUGCUCCUAAUAGCCGGAAACAGGCCGUGUCGAUGAUGUAGGCCGACAUACGCAACGCAAACCAAAGAACGCUUUAUGAAAAUCCUAACACGGGCGCGGAAGAAGCCCAAAUUAACAGAGUAGAUGUAAUGCUGAAGACCUCAAACUCCAGCAGCUUCUCUUUCAGACUAUUGCGUCGUGCUACAAAUAAAAAUUAACAUGCUUUCGCAUAGUCGCGGCUCCCAAAACGGACAUUAUACGAUGUACAGAAACACACAUUUCUGUUUUCGCGCCAAAUCAAUUCCCGGGAGUGGUACUUUUACGUCCGCAUACUUCGCACCGUCUUAAAUUAUAUCUCAUUUACACGGUAAUGUUUAGUAUACUUCUACUGUGAUAACAAGCAUCGUUUAUCGUUGGAUUGUUGUAAGAAAACAUUAAAAAUGAGUGAAGCAGCUUCUCCAAAGAAAAUCGCACCCAAGAAGAAACCUGCUGCAAAGAAGACAGCUGAUCACCCUAAAUAUGUGGACAUGAUCAAGGCUGCUAUCGCUACCCUAAAGGAACGCGGUGGUUCAUCUCGCCAAGCUAUUACAAAAUAUAUUCAUGCAAAUUACAAAGUUGCUGAAAACUCAGAUCAUCAUCUGAAAAUGGCUCUUAAACGAGGAGUAACAUCAGGCGAUUUGAUUCAAACUAAAGGCACUGGUGCUUCUGGAUCAUUCAAGCUAGGUCAGGUAAAAAAAGAAAAACCUAAGAAAAAGGCCGCAGCAAAAAAGCCAACGGCAAAGAAGCCUACUGCAAAGAAAAGUACACCAAAAAAGAAGCCAGCAAAGAAGAGCACGCCAAAGAAAGCAGCAAAGAAGCCUGCCACAAAGAAAGCCUCGGCUAAGAAACCAGCAGCUAAGAAACCCACAAAGAAGCCUGUUGCUAAAAAACCUGCAGCAAAGAAGGUCAAAAAGACUCCCAAAAAGGCAGCAAAGAAGACCGCAAAAAAAUAAUUUGUGUGUAUCUGGCUAUUACAUUAACAAACGGCUAUUUUUAUAGCCACACAUUUACAAAAAAACAUUAUCUUGGUACAAAGUUAAACUUGUUUAAGUCACUUAAACAGUUAAAAAAGAGUAAUUUUAAGAUUAGAUUCCC